AACAUGAUGUCUCAGUACAAAACACUGACAGGAGGAGGGGAGUGGCUGCCACAGAACACACAGACAGAAUGAAUGCAAAGACCCAAAAGAACACUUCCUGUUGAUGAAAAAAUUGCAGCAGCAACUGUCUGACACAUCUGGACUGGAGAGGGGGGGAGGCCUGGCUGUAGUGUUAGCGAACUACUGGGGGAAUGGACAACGUUUGAUCUGCAAGACGGCUGUCAACAUACUGCAGAGACAUAUCCAAGACAUGGACGACGGCAGUAGUUACAUAGAGUUUGACGUGCCGGAGUUCAGCAACACUGUUCUGAACCAGCUGAAUGAGCUGCGGCUGCAGGGAAAGCUGUGUGACAUUAUUGUUCAUAUCCAGGGCCAGCCGUUUCGAGCCCACAAGGCUGUGCUGGCAGCCAGCUCGCCCUACUUCCGCGAUCACUCAGCUCUCAACACGAUGAGUGGCCUCUCCAUCUCGGUUAUCAAAAGCCCUGAGGUGUUUGAGCAGCUUCUCGCCUUCUGCUAUACAGGCCACAUGUCCUUGCAACUCAAGGAUGUCAUCAGCUUCCUCACUGCUGCCAGCUUCCUGCAGAUGCAGGCCAUCAUUGACAAGUGCACGCAAAUCCUGGAGAGUAUCCACUCCAAGAUCAGCCUCCCAAUCGACAUGGGUAGCCCAGAGAAGGAGGGCUCCCAGGCCAGCCGCAAUGGGGUCAAUGACAACAAUCUCUUUGUCAACCCUACCCAGAUCUCCCCCCCUUACUACUCCCGUCAGAGUCAGGCAAGCAGUGUGGAAGUACGCUCUGACCUGGCAGGAAAAAGCUUGGCCCGGGUUCGACAUCAGCAAGAGGAAGGCCAGUCGGACCGCGGUAGCAGUGAUAGUGUGUCAGAGCAGGAAACUCCCAUGGAGGGAGAAACGGAGCAAGUGGAACUGAUUGGCAAAGACGGGCAAGUGACAGACGUGCAUGUGAAGGUAGAGAAGACCGACAGGCCCACCUACUCAGACAGCUCCUCUGCUGGUGAUGACGGCUACCACACAGAGAUGGUGGAUGGAGAACAGGUGUUGGCUGUCAGCGUGGGCUCCUACGGUCCUGUCAUCCAGUCUGCUGGCUAUUCCUACUCAGGGCUGUCCUCCCCCUGCUUCGUCAGCCUCAGUAGCUCCAGUCCCUCCCGCUCCAUGCUCAGUGGCUUCAGAGGUGGCCGAGCCAGGGCAAAGCGUCCUAUGGCCAUUCCAGCAGGGGUGCUGAGCCAUAUCAAAUCAGGCUCAGACGACAGUGAUCCAGUUUUGGGACCUGCAAAUUUAGAGAAUGAUGUGCGAGAGCGAAGUCUGCGGAGCCAGUGGUACCCUUACAACGAGAGACUCAUUUGCAUAUACUGCGGAAAGACCUUCAAUCAGAAAGGCAGCCUGGACCGCCACAUGCGCCUGCACAUGGGAAUCACCCCAUUUGUUUGCAAAUUCUGUGGCAAGAAGUACACAAGAAAAGACCAGCUGGAGUACCACAUCCGUGGCCACACGGACAACAAGCCCUUCCACUGCCAGAUCUGUGGCAAAUGCUUCCCCUUUCAGGGCACCCUUAACCAGCACCUGAGGAAGAAGCACAUGGGAGCAUCAGAGGGCAGCAAUCAUAUGGACUCUCCAGAGAGGACGGAGGGCAGCUCAGGUCCAAAGGACCCAGAGGAUACCUCAGAGGGGAUGGCCUUUGAGGCACAAUAUGCAGAAGAGGCACCAGCCAAUGAUAUGGAGGAGAGUUCGAAGUGCAGCCCGGAGGAGGCUCAAGCAUCCAGAUGUGAUUUUUAGGUCCUGCUUCAGGUUAAGGAAGCUUUAAGAAAUGUUUAUUUCAUUUUGAACCUAAAGGAAGUUUUUUUUUUUUUUCUUUUUGAAUCAGCUCCCUCAACUUUAGACAUAUCUUGUGUCGGGGGUUUCUGUCAAUUUUGUGAAAGUCAGUUGUUGGACGUACUGAGCAAAUGGGUGCUUUUUAGAAUUUUGAUUCUUUCAAAGGAAAGGGAGUAACAACUUACUAUUUUUCAGGAGGUCCCAAUAAUCAAGACCCCCUAUUUGUUUUCUCUUUUUUAAUCUUUCCAUGUUUUUUAAAACAUAUUUACAGAGUUAUAUAGGCAUGUUGCAAUAAUUGAUAAUGUGAAAGCUCUGGUAAGAUGCUUGUCAUAUCACCUUUUUACCUGACCUGUUUUUGCACAUGUGGCCAUAGGAGGCCACUUAUUCACAAGGAAUGAUUUUUCUGCCAGUGCAAAGCUUCGUGUGACAUACCCGUUCAAUACCUCAUGAUGCAACUACAUACUCAUAACAGACAGUAUUCUAACUUAAAGGAAACUCCACCAGGUUCUACCUCAUAGCCAAGAACCUACCAGGAACAGAUGUGCUCACCGUUCAAAAUCCGUUAGGUUGUAUGUAUCUCAUUGCCAAACCAUGUAAAGAACAUUCUCUCAACACAAAGCCUUGAUACUUAAGUGAAAUAUUCCUUGCUGAUUGUAUGGAUUAUGGACACAGUCCUGGUUAAAUCUGUCAUGGUCAGCCAGGUUAAAUUGUUGACAAAGAAGGUGCUAUGUUAAGAGUGCAUUGAAAUCGCUAGCUUACUUGUGUGUUUGUUUUUGGCAAAUGCAGAGAAUAGAGUAAGAGAAUGGCUCUGUAUACAUUCAAGACAUGGUUAUUGCUGUCUCUUACCGAAUACUAGUUUAUUUUGCAAAACACUUAAGGAUUUUAUCUCUCAUGAUCACUACUGGAGAUCUCACUCUGUUGGCCAAGGUGUGGUUUUAGAUGCUAUCAUCCAUGGAAUGGAUGAAUGAUCCUCAUACAGUGAAGUCAUUUGUAUUGCUCUAUACUCUGAUGGCAGUUUUAUACUGAACUAUUGUAUGUGUAACUUGUUUUGUCUGGAAGUUAGGCUUCUAGGUUAAUAUUUGGUGCAUCUAACAAAGGCAGAGUACUCUUCAUUAGCUCAGCACAGUAGGAACAGUUCUGGAUCUGUUCACGUAAAUGGAAAUAGUAUAGGCUACUACUCUGAAUAAUAUGCAAACGGAAAGAACAAAGGAAUCUCAGCCAUCUUGACAUGGUAUUUCUUUUCCUCACCAUUUGAUAAGAGUUAUUGGUUUGUUCCCGUUUUCAUUCUGUCCUGCCUUUUAUGAUGGGACGAUUGAUCUGUGAUCUUUGUUCUCUGCAUUGGAUGGGGUCAGAUGCAGACUUGGAACAUGUUUUCCUCAUUUGUCAAUCCUACUUUAUGAUAUUGACCUAGGUGUGGUAUAGCUAGAUUAGAGCUAGGAGGUAAAAGAUUUUAUAGGAAGGUGGUGAACCAAAGUAUUGGUGCACUUUGCGGCGUUAGGGAGUGGUUUGGGUGCUGACCAAGUGAAAAAAUGUGUUCAUCUCUCUGUCUUAAGUCUGAUGCAGCAGCAGUAGUGGUAGCACCAGACUAGUAUUGAAAUUUGAAACAAAUUCUGGAAAACAGCCUGCUCCACAGCAGCGAUUUUUCCUCUGGGUGAAAAGUCAGUACUGCUUGACGUAAGCUUAGAUGAGACUCUGUAAUCGCAUAAAUGCUAUUGGCUACAAAGUCACUGCAUAUGACAGCAUUGUAUUUUAUCUAUAUUAUUUGAACCAUGGGUAACAGGGAUGGGGAUGUUGGCUAUUUAGUAUAUAGAGUCUUGCUUUUAUUUCCAUUGUGCUUUAAAAAUAAUCUGCAUUCACAGUAAAUGCAUAAAAUGGCACUUAGGAGGCCAUAUUAAUUCUCUUGUCAUAGCAUUGCCCUUGUGCAAAGUUAAAGCCCAGCUGGGUGGUCCAUUUUUGUCCUGUCCUGCUUUCUUAUUUGCCAUCCAGCUGUUAAAUGCCUUUGUUGAGGAUUGCCUGCUCUAUGCUUUUUAUUAUGUCCCAUCCAGUCCAUGCCUAAUUUGUGUCCUUACACUUAAUUGAGUUUGAUUAUUUUAUAGUUUUCUUAUAAUUUUAAAUUUUUGUGUGUCGUUUUACGGGAGGGUAUGGUGUUUUGUUGCUUCUAUGUCUUAUGUUACUUCAACAGCGCAGUCCAUUUUUCCUUUGAAUGUGCACUCAUGGUCUUUGUUCAUUUAUGGACACUGUUAAGAUAGCAAACCCAAAAUUGAUGGAAUUUUGCAAGAAUCAGUAUAGCUAGCUCUUCGUUAUCUUUUUGUGUACACAUUUAUUUCACAACUGUUUCAAUCAUCAAAAAAAAAAAAAAAAAGUCGGCCACACCAUACAAUACCUUUUGUUUGAAUGUUUUCAAAGUCAAGUUUAUUUUUGUCAGCUGCUGAUGUGAUGUGCAGGUUUGACAGCAAAUCUGAGCUCAUCAAAAUCAGUUGCUGACAGAGUUUAAUCUAGAGGAAAGGAGGAAAUGCAAAACCUCUUGCAAUAUUGUCAAAAAUGGUUUGAGAAUAAUGGGUACAGACUGCUAGAAAAAUGUGCCAAGAGUUCACACCAAAGACUUAACCUAAUAGCUGAUUUUUAACAGUAAAUUCCUGACUGUAUUGUAUAAUUGAAUGCUCAUCAAGAAAAAUGGGUUCUUAAUUUGAUGUAGACCUAGUUCCCGAUUUCUGAUCACAACUAUUCUCAAGGAAUGUAUGUUCCCCCUGCUUAUAACAAUCACUUGUCUAAAAUAGGAACAAGUUGCUAAGGAGAUGUUAAGCAGCUUAGUUAUUAUAAGUCACAUAGUAAAGCCAUAAAAGCUGACAAUAUAAAAGUUGUGCAAUAGGUAUUGUAAUUGUUUAAAAUGUAUACAAAAGCGAGAAUUCUUCAUGUGGCAUCUUAAACUUAGUGCCUUGCCACAAGCUUUACAUCUUAGACUCUGGCACUUAGACUUCUGUGCCUCGAUCCUUUUUAAAUGCAUUAAAUAGAGAGAUUAGAUGGAAAUAUUGCUACAUUGUUUAUUCUAAAGUGGUAUUGAGAAUGAGUAGACAUGAAUUAAUGUUCUUCCCCAUAUUGAUCUCCUAUCACUUAAAGUCCUACCCCUGCUUCUCUCUUACCAUUUGAUUCAUUUUGUUGUUGCUUGGACAGUUAAGUUAAACGUAAUAUGGUUGUAUAGCAUCAAAUUACAAUCAAAUGAGGCAGACCUGUUCCCUGCGCCCUUUUGUCCCAUGUUCAGAGACUGUUUGUAUACUGUAUCCUUCCUCUCUAAGCACUGAGGACAAUCUAAGCAAUGUACUUUAAGUUGCAGGCAUUUCAAUCAGGAGGGGAGAUGCGUGAGAAAUACAGAUCUACUUCUUCUCCACAAUUAUUUUGGAGCAUCUGGCCAGAGAACAGCUGCUUGAAUAUUUAGCAGACUCUAAACUGACAAUUUGUGGAGCAAAAACAAAAAAGAAAAAAAAAGAAGAAAAAAAGCCAAGCUUGCCCAGAUAUACUGUAGCUGAAUUGCACGUUGCUCACCCACAAAAUUGUAUAAAAAAAAUGCCAAUGGUUAUUUUUGUAACUUAACAUAAUUUCUCUUGUAUUUGUGUCAUCCAGCAUGCACUUAAAAUUAUCAGUCUAUAAUACAUAGCAAUUCCAUUGGGGAAUUCUAGUUAAUCACUCUAGUUACCCUUAAGGGACUCAGCUAUAAUGGCCUCAAUCACUUUGGUAAGGACCUCCUCCCCUUAAAUGGUGCUUUUAGACUAGUCAGGAUAUCUAUUGAUUUUUUUUUUUUUUAAUCUUAUCAAAUGAGUAAACCAGUCCGUAUAUUCAUUAUAGGUGAAUGGAGGGGAAGUUUGUUUUAAUACUUUUUAUGAAUUGUAGUUACUAAUACCAUAAUACGCACCUACAGAACCACCUGAACUUGACACAAACUCAAAUCGACUCUUUGCUCCAGUUUUCUGAGAGAGACAGGAGAUGCAUUAUGGGCCACAAGUAAUCAAAAGGAAGUGUUUACAGGGAAGGCUGUCAGACUACUUUUUGAAUUUGCAGCUCGUCCUAUUCCUUUUAUAAUAAACUCACUUCAGGUAGUUUACGAACACUGAUACAGGCUUAGAAAGAAAUCUUAAGUCUUCCAUAGCUUUUCUGUCGGUUUCUGUCCACUGUGUAUUAUACAAAAGCAAUAACCUUUUUAAAAGUGGUGUAUUGGGAUCAUCAAGCCUAUUGAAAUAUUGGCCUGUCAUAUAUCAAACAAAAUGAAUGUCAGGGAGCUGUUGAAUUGAAGUAGGACCAGGACAAUUUGAUAUUGAUUUAUUUUUUAUAUAUUUUUCUUGAAACUUUGGACAGGUUGACUUCCUCCUCAGAAAAAACAACUGGUGUUGCUUGCUGGUAUUCUAAAAUGCUCAUCAGAAUCCUAUCGCAGUCAGCGCACUGCAACACUAUAACUGAGCAUGUGUUUCAGUCAUCAACGCAAUGGCACUGGUCAGAGUUGCACCUCCAGCUGUGUCAAAUAAUGAAAGGGAUUUUGGGCUGUAUAGCCACUGUUUGGGAGUGAGUAUCUGUUUUCAUGUGAAGGUUCGGCGGUCUCCCGUACCCCCUCAGGCACUGAGACUGUAGAUUUAGUUGGUCAAGAUUAGAGGGGAGGUGGCCAUGGCAGGUGGGAAAUUUUUCAGUCGGGCAGUUGUCCCCUUUCUAUCCAACUAUCUACAUUCUCAGGUCUCCAGCUCAUAUAUUUGGUGACAAGGCAAAAAAAAAAAAAAAAAAAACUAGAACUCAGGGUAUA
Molecule: messenger RNA, 6605 nt
Organism: Myripristis murdjan (pinecone soldierfish)
Lineage: Eukaryota; Metazoa; Chordata; Actinopteri; Holocentriformes; Holocentridae
Gene: zbtb34
Product: zinc finger and BTB domain containing 34
Exons: 2
Coding region: 104-1786 (560 amino acids)
Biological process (GO): regulation of transcription by RNA polymerase II
Molecular function (GO): protein binding; DNA-binding transcription factor activity, RNA polymerase II-specific; RNA polymerase II cis-regulatory region sequence-specific DNA binding
Source: RefSeq, a predicted model, not a curated record